GGAAGCGGUGCAUCGUGCUGGGACUCUGCCUGGAUGUUAUAAAAUUAAUUUUUUUAUAGACCAGCCUUUCAAUCAAUUUCUGGAGAUGGGUUAUCUUGCUUUCCUUUUGGCUAUGCUUCAUGUAUACAAAGCUCUGUCUGAAGAGAUAUUUUGGGACACAACUGUUAAACUGGCUGAGAAUAUGACUCUAGAGUGUGUGUAUCCAUCCGCAGACACCUUAACGCAGAUGGAGUGGUUCAAGGUCACUUCAGUGGAGAAAGAGGCUGUAGCUAUUUUCAGCCCUACUCACGGUGUGGUCAUAAGGCCGUCCUACGCGGACAGGGUUUUCUUUGUGAAUUCCUCGAUGGCCCCCAAUGAUAUCAGCCUUUCUUUUCAUAAUGCCUCCGAAGCUGAUGUCGGCUUCUAUUGCUGCUUCCUUCAUACUUUCCCACAGGGAACCUGGGAAAAGGUGAUCCAGGUGGUCCAGUCAGAUAGUUUUGAGAUAGCUGAGCCAUCAAUUAGCCACAUAGUCUCAGAACCAGGAAAAAAUAUCACACUCAGCUGUCAGCUUCCAAUGAAGUGGCCCGUGCAGCAGGUUACCUGGGAGAAGAUCCAGCCCCAUCAGAUCGACCGCCUGGCUUGCUGCAAUUUCUUCCAAGGCAGAAAUUACACCUCGAAGUACCGAAGACAAGUCUGGACCACCUGCACGCAGGGAAGCAGGAGGAGUUUCAUCAUCCUGCCCAACGUCAUGGCCUCCGACUCGGGACUUUACCGCUGCUGUUUCCAGGCCAGCACAGGAGAGAAUGACACCUUUGUGAUGAGAUUGACCGUCACCGCUGGUGAAACCAGUAAUCAAUAUAUCCCCUUCCUGGCGGGAGGGAUGGCUUUCCUGCUGCUGUUUGUCACCCUGUUUACCGUCACCGUCACCGUCAUCUCCUAUAACAGAAGGAGGAAGAGACACAAAAGAGACCUAUUUACAGAGCCCUGGGAUACACAGAAAAAGGCACCCAACAACUGUAGAAGUCCUGUCUCUGCCAGUCCACCCACAGAUGACACAAGAGAGGACGUUUACGUGAACUACCCAACCUUCUCUCGCAGGCCAAAGACUAGAGUCUAAGCUUUUCCUUCAUGUGAGCAGAUUAACAAUGACUAUUAUGUACCUGGAAUUU
Otolemur garnettii (small-eared galago) is the source of this 1148-nucleotide messenger RNA. It is a transcript of the gene CD226, whose product is annotated as CD226 molecule. The record is from RefSeq and is a predicted model, not a curated record. Gene Ontology annotation, cellular component: external side of plasma membrane. Lineage: Eukaryota; Metazoa; Chordata; Mammalia; Primates; Galagidae. The transcript has 6 exons. The coding region runs from base 86 to 1096 and encodes 336 amino acids. Gene Ontology annotation, biological process: positive regulation of mast cell activation; positive regulation of type II interferon production; positive regulation of immunoglobulin mediated immune response.